CCACACUAAAACCAAAUCGAAAUACCUGCUGAGUUUUCUGCUCCUCUAGUCUUGUUUCGGCGCCGUGAGAAGCUAAGACCUUUCUUCUUCGUGUCUCCUCCGGCAGCGCUUUCCCUUCCGUUUUCUCUCAUCUGAGUUGAUGGCGUCGAAGUUGCAGCAAUUGCAAUCCAAGGCUUGUCAAGCGUCUAAAUUUGUGUCCAAGCAUGGAACUGCCUACUACAAGCAGUUGUUAGAGCAGAACAAGCAAUACAUUCAAGAGCCGCCCACUGUGGAGAAAUGCAAUGAGUUGUCUAAGCAAUUGUUCUACACUCGUCUUGCUAGUAUCCCUGGUCGUUAUGAGUCAUUCUGGAAGGAGUUAGAUUAUGUCAAGGGUUUGUGGAGAAACCGGGGAGAACUGAAAGUUGAAGAUGCUGGCAUUGCUACUUUGUUUGGGCUGGAGUGCUUUGCGUGGUUCUGCGCUGGUGAGAUUGUAGGAAGGGGAUUUACUUUCACAGGCUACCAUGUCUAAGAAAAACUUCUGAUAAAAUGUUUUCCAAGGAUGUGUAAGCUUCUGUCAUCAUUUGCGUGAUUACAAUUGCGGCUACUCUAGAUGCACAUUUUUCAUUUUCUGUGAAAUUUUUGAAGCUGAGAAAUCAGUGCUCAACUUUGAUAGCAUUAAUAAUUGACAUUUCAAAAUGGUUCAGGCUAAAGGGCCUUGUUGUUGUCUCUUUUCUUCGCUGGAAAUUAGUGCAACCGAUGAACCAAAGAUUAAUAAUAAUGCAAAUUGCUCUUU
Messenger RNA from Rubroshorea leprosula, 772 nucleotides. NCBI's taxonomy places the organism in Eukaryota, Viridiplantae, Streptophyta, Magnoliopsida, Malvales, Dipterocarpaceae. The record is from the annotation of a GenBank genome assembly.